Messenger RNA from Suillus plorans, 471 nucleotides. RefSeq lists its product as uncharacterized. The transcript has 2 exons. Bases 41 to 283 code for a protein of 80 amino acids. The record is from RefSeq and is a predicted model, not a curated record. NCBI's taxonomy places the organism in Eukaryota, Fungi, Basidiomycota, Agaricomycetes, Boletales, Suillaceae.
CCGAAUACGCUCUGAUGUCAAUGUCACCAAGGAAGUAGACAUGACACGAUUCACUACCAGAAAUAUCGUAUGGCUCAUGUCUCGAUUAGCAAUAGCUGUAUGCAUGUUUAUCACCUCCGUCCUCGGUUUAUGUCGGCACCUCGGAGCACACGUAGAUGGUCGGACGAUCAUCAGGAGGAGACAGGAUGAAUCAAGAUGGUAUCGCCAGAUGCGACUGAACCAGUACCCGAAGGUCGGUGUAGUUGCGCGUACAGAUGAUAUGCUUUACACAUUUGUUGGUUGACCGGAUGCCUGCAAGAAAGGAAAUUCCACGACUUGAGGACCUGAUGGGUGACGAUGACCGGUAAGCGGCGAGGAUAAGUAGUACUGUAUGUGUUUGGUGCUGCCUCGGAGCGAGAAUCCUCAAUCAACAAUCAAGGAAACGAGAUCAGCGCGACACGGGGUUGGAGGCUUUGCGGACCGUAUAUCCAC